This is a messenger RNA of Cylicostephanus goldi, 237 nucleotides long. The record is from the annotation of a GenBank genome assembly. NCBI's taxonomy places the organism in Eukaryota, Metazoa, Nematoda, Chromadorea, Rhabditida, Strongylidae.
AUGAUUUUGGAUCGUAAUGACACACCACAAGAAGGAGAACAACAUUUGUCUGCGCUUACAGCUGGCCCACGUGAUCUUUGGGCGCGAAUUCGCAGGGAGAAAUUCGCUGAUGGAGUAAACAAGGAAUCUCUUUCUUUCAUAGAGAGUGCUCUCGAGAUUAUCGUACUAGAUGAUGGCGAGACAGGCUAUGAUGAGGUAAAUCGUGUCUUCAUAUGUGCCUGCAGUAAUCUACAGUAA